AUGGAGCAAUGGCCUAAACCAUUUCUCAGUAGAAAUCUUGAGAGAGGUGACCCAGAGGUGAAGGAGGUUGCUUGUGCUGUUACCCAACAACAAGAUCCUGUUGAACUGUUUAUGCAGCACUACUCAUCUUGGUACCGCUUGAGAAAGGCAACUGCGUGGCUGUUAAGAAUAAAGAGAGCACUCCUUAAGAAGGAAGUAAUCAAGGGAGACAUCACGCUAGCCGAACUUAAGAAUGCAGAGGUCACUCUCAUCGGGUACGUGCAAAGCAAGCAAUAUGUUGAAGAGAUAAAGGCCUUGACAGAUGGAAAAUUGUUGAAGAAGUAG
Messenger RNA from Anneissia japonica, 324 nucleotides. RefSeq lists its product as uncharacterized. The transcript has a single exon. The coding region runs from base 1 to 324 and encodes 107 amino acids. Lineage: Eukaryota; Metazoa; Echinodermata; Crinoidea; Comatulida; Comatulidae. The record is from RefSeq and is a predicted model, not a curated record.